Messenger RNA from Musa acuminata AAA Group (dessert banana), 692 nucleotides. Its product is annotated as acyl transferase 9-like. Bases 126 to 692 code for a protein of 188 amino acids. The transcript is spliced from 2 exons. The record is from RefSeq and is a predicted model, not a curated record. Lineage: Eukaryota; Viridiplantae; Streptophyta; Magnoliopsida; Zingiberales; Musaceae.
GGCAUAUGGUUCGUCGAGGCCUCAGCAGAUUUCUCCCUCAAGGACGUUAACAAUCUGCAGCUACCUCUUGCGGUCCCGAAGGAAUCUUCCCGGACUUCCCACCUGAAGACAUCAAGGACGUGAUCAUGUUGAUCCAGGUGACACUGUUCAAGUGCGGCGGAUUCGUGGCGGGCAUCAGAUCCGAUCACGCGAUGGGCGGAGGCGCCGGAUUCGACGCGUUCAUGCAAACCGUGGCAGACAUGGCCAGUGGUCGCGCUGCGCCGUCUGUCAUGCCGGCCUGGGGCAGGGAAGCCAUCCCCAACCCAGCGAAGCCCAUCUUGAUGGGUGGUCCGCCUCCGGUCUUCACUCCCAUGGACUUGCAGAAACUCGCAGUGGGCAUACCUUUGGAUCACAUCAACCAGCUGAAGAGCGAGUACGCGAAGGAGACCGGCGAAAGAUGCUCCACGUUUGACGUCGUGCUCGCCAAGGUGUGGCAGUGCCGCGCACAGGCGAUCGGUCUCCACCCCGACGCCGACGUCCGCGUCGCCUUCGCCGCCAGCACGGUUCACCUCCUGAAAGACGUGCUGCCGGAGGGCUUCUACGGGAACUGCGGCUACCCCCUAACCGUCUCCGAGCCCUCCGGCAAGCUCACGAACGCGUCCUUGGUGGAGGUGGUGACCCCUAGUAUGAGAGCCGAGGGCAAAAUCGUAUGA